AUGGUCAAACUUAGUAGCGUCACUGCGCAGGCCCUUAUCUCAUUGACUUCAGUGUCAUUAUAUGCCGGAGUUACAGACGCAUCCUAUGAUCCCCUCUGGCAUCCUGAGUACACCAAUGAAGACGCCGCAUAUGCACGUGUCAUUGAGCUCCAACAUGCUGAUGAUUCAAAUGGAAAAUUGCUAGCUACCUGGGAGCACUGGUACUCCAAUGGUUCGGCUGGUAAUUUCAUUAUUCGAGAAAGCAGCGAUUUAGGUACAACAUGGGAAACAAUCGCAACUGUCUACGCUCCAGAGGGCGUUCCAAACACCUACUUCUAUCAACCGUUUCUUUUCGAGUUCCCGCAACAACUUGGGAACUAUCCAGAGGGUACGAUUCUAUUAGUUGGAAAUCUGCACGAUUCAAAUGUUACCAAUUUCUUUUCUUGGAGAUCGGCUGAUCAUGGGAGGAACUGGGAUCCUAUUGGUAUAUGGCAAACAGGGUAUUCUAGCGUUUCAAAUGGUGCCUCUGGGACCGUGUCUGCCGGUAUUUGGGAACCUUUCUUAUUUCUUGAUAGUCAGGAGAGACUCGUGGCUGUCUUUUCUGAUGAAAGAGACUGGGGAAAUUAUUCGCAGAUGCUUGUACAUGUUAUCUCGGAAGAUGGAGGUGAUACCUGGGGUGAUGUUGUUCAUGAUGUUCUUGGGUAUGAACAAUCGUCGCGACCUGGGAUGGCUACUGUUGCCAAGAUGGAUAAUGGGAAGUACUUUAUGAGCUAUGAGUGGUGUGAUAAUAAUUAUCUGGGUCAUGCUUGCUCCGUGAAUGGGAAAACGUCUACUGAUGGAGUAUCUUGGAAUCCAAGCGACAAUGGGUCAUUUGUUUCUACGCCGGAUGGUGUUCAGUCGUCUGGAAGCCCUUAUGCUAUUUGGGAUUCUGUGGGAAAGCAGUUGAUUGUUUCUAGUCGGGCGCAGAGAUGGUUUAGUACGUUUGCUCCUGCGCUUGAUCCACCAUUUACUGCUGAGAAUCAGCAUGUCGUCCAUAUUAAUACGAACUAUGGAAGCGGGGAUUGGUGGUGGGCUUCGGCGCCUUGGUAUGUGCCCAGUGGUACAAAUUGUGGAACUAAUUAUAGUCCCAAUCUGCUGGCAUUGUCAAAUGGAACUAUUCUCUAUUCUACAAAUACCCAAGCCAUCGGCGAACAGUGUGAAGAAAGCACGGGUGCAGCACCAAUUGGGAUACUCCCAUAUAAUUCCAAUUUUUCCUUCGAGGGAAAUGCAGGCUGGAUUGAAUUCGACGCACUGUGGUCUGUCUCCGAUGGUCAAUAUAACUUCGCACCAGUGACUACUCCCGCAACUAUCGUUCUUACCGGAUCCUCUGGGUGGACGGAUUAUGAAAUCAGUGCAGACGUUAUUGUCACGAGUACAUCUGGUGUCGUGGGUGUGCUUGUUCGGGCAUCAAAUUCAAAUACUGCUCCGAAUUAUUUGAGUAGAUACACGGCUGUUGUUGAUAGUAACCGUGGUGAUCUUACGCUGUAUCAAGUGGGGGAUACGGCAACGACUACUUUGCAGACGGAGCUUGUUGAAGGGGGUGUUAAAGUUAAUCAGAUUUAUCGAUUGUCUCUUUCUGUUAAGGGGACGAGUCUCGUGGGUACUUUGAGUGAUGGGGAUGGUGGAAAUACUACUGUUAGUGUUAGUAAUGAUGGGUUGUUACGUGGUGCGGCUGGUUUAUAUGGGAGUUAUGGGAGUGGGGGGUUUAGUAAUGUGCAGAUCACGAGUUUGUGA
Penicillium angulare is the source of this 1752-nucleotide messenger RNA. RefSeq names its product sialidase family protein. The record is from RefSeq and is a predicted model, not a curated record. The coding region runs from base 1 to 1752 and encodes 583 amino acids. The transcript has a single exon. Lineage: Eukaryota; Fungi; Ascomycota; Eurotiomycetes; Eurotiales; Aspergillaceae.